Molecule: messenger RNA, 909 nt
Organism: Fusarium sp. VM40
Lineage: Eukaryota; Fungi; Ascomycota; Sordariomycetes; Hypocreales; Nectriaceae
Source: the annotation of a GenBank genome assembly
AUGCGUUCCAAUCUCAUCACCGUCCUUGCCUGCCUCGGCCUCGUCUCCGCCAUGCCUGCCAAGCGCGAGCCUAUGGACGAACACGCCGUGAGGGCUGUUCUCAAGGAACUCGAAGUCCGCGGUGAGACAGUAGACCAGCUUAUCAAGCGCGUCCCUGCCAAGGUCUACCGUGACGCCAUCCCCGACUGCAACGACUCAGCCAACGAUCCCAGCUACAUGAUUCCCAAACAGACCGGCUACAGUGUCGACCAGGGUAUCAAGCUCCCCAAGAGUGGCAAUGAUGAUGCUUGCACCACCGGCCAUAACUCUGACCAUUGCUGGACCGAGUACUACUUUGUCGAGUCUGCUGUUGAGUACUCUUCGUGGCAGAACUCGGGCGCUGCUAUUGACUGCAGAACCACGUCGAGCUGUAACUCAGACUCCAGCAUCGCUUCGCAGAGCUGCACUGCUCAUACAAAGUCUUGGAGCAACGGUAUGGACUGGCAGAUUGUCGAGGCCAAGCUUGAGAUGGUUAUCCCGGAUACUACCAACAAGGUCUCAAUCGGUAGCAACGUCAAGUACCAGCACAGUGAUGCUCAGGCUGAUACCACGACUAUCUGCACCACUGACUCUACCACCAACCGUUGCACCUGGAAUGACCAAGGUUGCCAUCAAGUCUGGUACGCUGACCGCACCAAGCGUAUCUGGGGACACAUGUCUCGUGUCUGCGUUGGCAAGACCGACGGCGAGGUCCAGCAGCAGACCCAGAACAAGAACGGACGCUGGGUCCGUGGCCAGGCUGAGUUUAGCAUUGCUCUUCCCGUCAACCGCAUCGUCGGCUGCAACGCCAAGUGUGAGGAUCUCGUCUACAAUGAGCCCCUCCCCAACGAGGGCAUUCAGCGUACUCCUUUCGAUGUGACCUUUGACUAG